Molecule: messenger RNA, 972 nt
Organism: Panicum virgatum (switchgrass)
Lineage: Eukaryota; Viridiplantae; Streptophyta; Magnoliopsida; Poales; Poaceae
Product: 2-hydroxy-palmitic acid dioxygenase mpo1-like
Exons: 4
Coding region: 93-665 (190 amino acids)
Biological process (GO): sphingoid catabolic process
Cellular component (GO): endoplasmic reticulum
Source: RefSeq, a predicted model, not a curated record
ACCAAGCCAUCCUUGCCCCCACGGCCCGCAGGAACGAGAAACCCACCCAGCAAAGGCACCGGCAAGCAAGCAAACCAAGGGUCAGGGGAGCCAUGGCGAAGCCUAGCGGCGGCGGCGGGGGCGGCCUCCUGGACCUGGAGAGGCACUACGCCUUCUACGGCGCGUACCACAGCAACCCCGUCAACGUGGGCAUCCACGAGCUCUUCGUCUGGCCCAUCCUCCUCACCGCGUUCCUGCUGCUCCACCUCACCGCCCCGUUCGCGCACGCCGCCGGCAUCGCCGCCGCGGUCUACGGCACCUACUACUUCCUCCUCGACCGCCGCGCCGGCGCGCUCGGGGCCCUCCUCUGCUUCCUCUGCUGGGCCGCCAGCGGCGCCCUCGCCGCCCGCCUCGGCUUCUCCGUCGGAUGGAAGGUUGUAUUGGUGGCUCAGUUGGUCUGUUGGACUAUGCAAUUCAUUGGUCAUGGAGUUUUCGAGAAGCGAGCGCCUGCUCUCCUUGACAAUCUUGUCCAGGCUUUCUUGAUGGCUCCAUUCUUUGUGCUGCUAGAGAUUCUUCACACAUUUGGUGGGUACGAACCAUAUCCUGGCUUCCACGACAAGGUGAGCAAGAUGAUCGAGAAGGCUCGGAAGGAAUGGGAGGACAAGAAUUCGAAGAAAUCAUCAUGAGAUGUGCGUGAUUGGACAGCACCAAUUUCUAGGCUUGCCUGCUCGACAUGGACCUGCUGGAUCGGAUGAACCUAUACCAGGGAUGAUUACUGAAUACAGAUGCUAUUUAUGUUGUAAGUUGCGGACACUCAGUUUUCUGUUGUGUAUAUUUUACUGGAGAUAAACUGAAUAAUAUAUGUAUACUCAAAUGUUAGUGGUGGCGCAUGUUAGGUCAGAGCUUGCUUGGCACUAGAUUACUUUGCUGCUGUUGUCAAAUGUUGUGUUGUAGUACUUCACUUCAAAAGAAAAAUGCUGUGUCAUACCGUAA